AUGUGCAAGCCAUGGAGCAUCGCCAUCCUAGCGCUCUUCGCCUCCUCUGCGUCCGCGCAAUUCCAGUUCUUUGACAACUUCUUCAAUCAAGGACAGGGCGGCCAGCAGCAGUCACAGCAGGGCGGCAACGUUGCUAGCGAUUCGAGCUGGUACCACUCGACUUGGGAUGGUGCAAAAUGUUCCAAGUACCUCUGCCCCGACACCCUCGCCUGCGUGCACUUCCCCCACCAUUGCCCCUGCCCACACGCCGCCGUCGAAGAGAAAGUCGAACUAGGCGAGGGCAUCAAGGUGUGCGGCAGCAAGGGCGGCUUCAAGCAGGGCGAGACCGCACGGAAGAUUGAGCUCGCAAGAAAAGGACUUCUGUGA
This is a messenger RNA of Cyphellophora attinorum, 366 nucleotides long. Its product is annotated as Long chronological lifespan protein 2. The record is from RefSeq and is a predicted model, not a curated record. The transcript is spliced from 2 exons. Bases 1 to 366 code for a protein of 121 amino acids. NCBI's taxonomy places the organism in Eukaryota, Fungi, Ascomycota, Eurotiomycetes, Chaetothyriales, Cyphellophoraceae.